AUGUUUACUUGUGAUCAAUGGGUCGAAUCUCGACAUGCUAGAGAUGUCAUACGAAAGGAGGUGGCUGCAAUUGUUUUGGAAGAUAAAGAGUUUUGGUUACAAUGUCAACAAAUAGUGAAGAUUAGUGAGCCUUUGGUUAGAGUACUACGUCUUGUAGAUGGGGAUGAAAAACCAUCAAUGGGAUACUUGUAUGAGGCAAUGGAUAAAGCAAAGGAGAAUAUAAAAGCGAGGUUGAAGAAUAAAAUUUCUGUAUAUAUACCAUUUACUAGUGUCAUUGAUGCUAGAUGGGAUAAACAACUCCAUAGUCCAUUGCAUGCAGCAGGUUGUUAUCUCAACCCUGGAAUAUUCUUUAGGCCUUCAUUUAAGAAGCAAAAAGAUGUUACAAAAGGCCUACUUAGUACCAUUACAAGGCUGGUUUCUGAUCUUGAUGAGCAAGACAUUCUUAGUUCUCAAAUUGAAUCAUACAAAAAGUCUUUAGGUGACUUUGGAAUGGCUAUGGCAAUCCGCCAACGUGAAAAACUAAGUCCAGUUGCUUGGUGGGAGCAAUUUGGAAAUGACACUCCAGAAUUACAAAAGUUUGCAAUUCGAGUGCUAAGUCAGUGUUGUAGUGCAAUUGGUUGUGAAAGAGCUUGGAGCACAUUUGAGUUUGUCCAUUCCAAGAGGAGAAAUAGGAUUGAGCAUAAACGUUUGAAUGACUUGGUAUAUGUUCGGUAUAAUCUAUUGUUACGAGAAAGGAACAUUAGAAGGACAAAGGAUUACUUGGAUCCUAUAAGCCUUGAUAAUAUUGAUUUAAUGGAGGAUUGGAUAGCUGAGGAAUCUGAAUUUCUGUUACUAACUGAGGAAGAUGUGAAUUGGGAUAGCAUUGAAGAACCAUUAGCAACAAUGACUUUGGAAGAUGAUAAUGAUGAUGAUGUUGUUGUUCUUGAUGAGGAAGAUGGUGAAAAUGAUGUUGUGUUGAUAGAUGCUAAUACUCAUGUAUAUUAUGGUCCUGAUGUAAAUCCUUUUGAAGGAUGGGAGUAG
This is a messenger RNA of Quercus robur (English oak), 1020 nucleotides long. RefSeq lists its product as uncharacterized. Bases 1 to 1020 code for a protein of 339 amino acids. Gene Ontology annotation, molecular function: protein dimerization activity. The record is from RefSeq and is a predicted model, not a curated record. The transcript is spliced from 3 exons. NCBI's taxonomy places the organism in Eukaryota, Viridiplantae, Streptophyta, Magnoliopsida, Fagales, Fagaceae.